AUGCUACGAGCUUCUGAAAACCACCUACACUUGCUGCUGAGAUGCUACGCGACACACCCAAAGGUGUUGAAAAGACCUCUGAGCACGCAUAUCAAAGAGGAAAAGAGUACUUUCCAAGAAACUGGAAUUCUCCCCAAUGGAACAAUUUAUGAGAGGCAAAAUCGUCAUAUUGAAGGAAUUACUAAAGACAGUGAUCUGGAGCUGCUAGAAAAGGGUAUAAGGAAAACUGACGAGAUGACUUCUAAUUUCACUAAUUAUAUGUAUAAAUUUCACAGACUCCCCCCUAACUAUGGAAGUAAUCAACUUAUCACCGUUGAUAAGGAACUUCAGAGAGAGCUGGAUGCAGUUUUGGCGUCCUUUAAGGCUCCAUGCAGGUUUGCGUUCGGCUACGGUUCAGGUGUUUUCGAACAAGCGGGAUAUUCGGAAAAGGAUACCAAACCUCAAAUUGAUAUUAUCCUGGGGGUCACCUAUCCAUCGCACUUCCACUCUAUCAAUAUGAGACAAAAUCCUCAGCACUAUUCCAGUUUGAAAUACUUCGGUUCUGAAUUCGCCUCCAAAUUUCAGCAGAUUGGUGCGGGCGUGUAUUUCAACCCAUUUGCGAAUAUUAAUGGACAUGAUGUAAAAUAUGGGGUAGUUUCUAUGGAAACGCUUUUGAAGGACGUAGCUACCUGGAAUACAUUCUACCUUGCGGGGCGACUACAAAAGCCUGUUAAAAUACUGAAAAAUGACUUAAGAGUGCAAUAUUGGAACCAGUUGAACUUAAAGGCAGCAGCUACACUGGCCAAGCAUUAUACUCUGGAGAAGAAUAACAAUGAAUUUGAUGAAUUUCAAUUUUACAGAGAGAUCACUGCUUUAAGUUAUGCAGGUGAUAUUAGAUACAAACUGGGUGGGGAAAAUCCCGACAAAGUUAACAAUAUUGUUACUAAAAACUUUAAACGGUUUCAAGAGUAUUAUAAACCCAUUUACAAAGAGGUGGUGCUAAAUGAUUCAUUCUAUCUUCCAAAAGGAUUCACUCUGAAAAAUACUCAGAGACUUCUACUCAGCCGCAUAAGUAAAUCGAGUGCACUGCAAACUAUCAAAGGCGUUUUCACUGCUGGGGUCACGAAAUCAAUCAAGUAUGCUUGGGCCAAAAAACUAAAAUCGAUGAAAAGAAACUAA
Molecule: messenger RNA, 1158 nt
Organism: Saccharomyces kudriavzevii IFO 1802
Lineage: Eukaryota; Fungi; Ascomycota; Saccharomycetes; Saccharomycetales; Saccharomycetaceae
Gene: TAM41
Product: putative phosphatidate cytidylyltransferase
Exons: 1
Coding region: 1-1158 (385 amino acids)
Biological process (GO): CDP-diacylglycerol biosynthetic process; cardiolipin biosynthetic process
Cellular component (GO): mitochondrion
Molecular function (GO): phosphatidate cytidylyltransferase activity
Source: RefSeq, a predicted model, not a curated record